AUGGUGAUGGAGCACCCGCCGGCGCCCGACGGCAACCACGCCGCUGGCGGUGCUGCCAACCAGGACGAGGAGGGCUGCUUAAUAGCUGGCCCAGAUAGGCUGGAAGCGCUUUGCAGCCUGCCGGCGGCGGCACAGCGGCUGCCGCUGGACGCUGCCUGCCGCGGCGUGCUGGCCGAGACUGCGCUUACAGGGAGGCAGCGCUACGAGUGGCGACUGCUGCUGCCGCUGCUGCACAGCAUGGUGGACUCGGUGCUGGCAGACUACAACCAGCAGGAGCAGGCAGAGGUGGGGCCGCAGCGGCCGCUGCCGCCCGGCUUCGACUCGCCCGCUGCGCUGGCCGCCCGGCUGCACACCCUGCUGGAGGGGUUCGAGGAGGCGCCCUUCACCCUGCAGCGGCUGUGCGAAGUGCUGCUGGAGCCGCGCAAGCAGUAUGGGCGGCUGGAGAAAUGGGUGCUGGCCGUAGAGAAGCUGCUGAUGGUGACCAGCACACGGCUGGCUGACGCCGCCGCCCUGCUGCCGCCUCCGCCGGCGCUGGCGUCCCUGACGGGGGUCAACAACAACCCGCCCUCGCCCUACAUCGAUGGACGCCCGCCCCAGGUGCUGGAUCAGCAGCAGCACCAGGCGCUGCUGCAGCAGCAGGCGGCGGCCAUGGCGGCAGCGCAGCAGCAGCACCUGCAGCAGCAGCAGCAGCAGCAGCAGCACGGCAGGCUGGGCGGGCUGCCCAACGGUCUAGAGGACCGCCCGCCGCCGCUGGAGGCCAUGGAUGGCGGCGAGCCGCACGCGGCGGCGGCCACUGCCACAGCCGCGGCGGCGGCGACUGCAGCAGAGGCGAUGCAGGUGGAUGUGGCGCCCGCCUCGGCGGCGGCCGCAGGGCCGCCCGCCAUCAGCGCCGCCGAGGCCGCCUCAGCUGCCCAGUUUGUUGAGUCUGCGCUGGCAGACGUCGAUGACGGCAUGGGAGGUGCUGGCGCCAAUGGCAGCCCGCAGGCGGCCGGCGGGCCGCCGGCGCCGGGGCAGCAGCUGCAGCAGCUGCAGCAGCAGUUGACGCCGCCAUUGUCGGCCGGGGAGGCCCCGAAUGGCACGGCCCCGGCGGCGGCAGCAGCAGCAGCAGCAGGCGGGCCCACCAGCAUGGAUGUGGCCCCGGCAUCCGCCCACCACCCGCAGCAGCAGCAGCAGCAGCAGCCUGAGCCCAUGGAUCAGUCCCCAGGGGUGGGCGCAGCUGAGCCCGCACAGCAGACUGCGGCCGCCACAGCCGCAGCAUCAGACGCCGGGAUCAGCCAGGUCAUUGCCCGCCUUCAGCAGCACCUGCCGCAGGCGGUGCAGGCGGUGCUGCUGCCCCCCCUCCUCCAGCACCACCCCAGCGCCGCGUCGCAGGCUCAGCCGGGGAGCCCAGCGGCGGCAGCGGGCGAGGCGGCAGCGGCGGCAGCAGGGAACGACGCAGCGGCAGUCUACCGCCUGGUGCUGGCGGCGUUGACCGAGCUUCCGCCAGACAAGGCAGCCGUGGUGCUGAGCCAGCUGCGGCCGCUCCUCCCGCCGCAGGUGCUGCAGCAGCUGCAACAGCAGGAGCAGUAG
Chlorella variabilis is the source of this 1569-nucleotide messenger RNA. RefSeq lists its product as hypothetical. Gene Ontology annotation, molecular function: protein phosphatase regulator activity. The record is from RefSeq and is a predicted model, not a curated record. Gene Ontology annotation, biological process: protein dephosphorylation. Gene Ontology annotation, cellular component: nucleus; cytoplasm; protein phosphatase 4 complex. The coding region runs from base 1 to 1569 and encodes 522 amino acids. NCBI's taxonomy places the organism in Eukaryota, Viridiplantae, Chlorophyta, Trebouxiophyceae, Chlorellales, Chlorellaceae. The transcript has 5 exons.